This is a messenger RNA of Alligator sinensis (Chinese alligator), 6136 nucleotides long. RefSeq names its product solute carrier family 26 member 1 (gene SLC26A1). The coding region runs from base 863 to 3034 and encodes 723 amino acids. The record is from RefSeq and is a predicted model, not a curated record. The transcript has 5 exons. NCBI's taxonomy places the organism in Eukaryota, Metazoa, Chordata, Crocodylia, Alligatoridae. Gene Ontology annotation, cellular component: membrane. Gene Ontology annotation, biological process: transmembrane transport. Gene Ontology annotation, molecular function: oxalate transmembrane transporter activity; secondary active sulfate transmembrane transporter activity; chloride transmembrane transporter activity.
CACAGCAUAUGCUUACAAGUUAUGUAAAGGUAUAAGUGAAUACUUACAGCUUGGCCAAGGAGAGAUUUGAAAAAUCACUUAUAAUUAAGGAAUGUAUUGUUAAUUAUUCUUAAAGUUUUACUGAAGACUUUCAUUCAUUUUAACAGAUAAAAAUUGAAAGCUUUGUGCUGAAAACUCAUCUCACAAAACAAUUCAGUAAACAACCUUUUAGGUAAGCAGGAAUAGAAGUGCAUUUGAAAUGUCUGAGCCUAGUCUGUGGGUCCUGAUUCAGACUUUUAUGUCAGCCUAUCAAAAGCAUCCAUUUGAUAAAGGAACUGCCCACCAGUCUGUGAGUACUCAAAGAAAGCCACUAUAUUACUUAUAGACUGACUGACUGCUUUCCCUUGGCUGUAUGAAGUUGGAUGGAACUUGCAAUCUGUCCAAUCCUUGCAUCUUCAGAAGUAAUUUAGAAACUGAAACUGAAGACUAGUCUCCAUGGGUGGAUCUACAAAUCUGAAAUAAGCUAAAAACAAUCUGUUAGGCUGUAACAUAGGAGAAGAGAGGCCAGGAGUAGCUAACAGACAGCAAAACUGCCAGAAGAAAGGUUAACCUGAUUAGAGGAACAUCAAGACCAUGAAACAGGAGAGGUGGUCAUUAAUACCAGUGGAAUGAAGAGCAAUGAACCAUUAAAUCACUAUGCUUCCUGAAUAGAAAUGCCACUACUGCUGCCAGGCACUUCGCUUUAAUCUUUGGGUGAAGGAAGAAUCAAAAUGAAGUACUUGUAUUUUGGACAAAUAAAAAAAGAUUAGCUUUUCUUCUUAAGACACACAUCCCAAUUCUGGAAAGCUAAGUUUUGGGGAAAGAAUGUGUAUAGUAUGAACCGAUGCAUGAAGUGAAUGCACAGAAAAUGGAAAGACAAAUAGAGGCCAUCAAAAUAGAUGACAGUUCAGCAUCUGCAUUUCAAAUGGAAAGAAAGGUUCACAUGAAGAUAAACAGGAAAGAAAUUAUCCAAGCCAAGCUGAGGAAGAGCUGUUCCUGCACAACACAGAGACUGAAAAACACAGUCCUAGAUUUCUUCCCUGUACUACGAUGGCUUCCUAAAUACUCCUACAAAGAGUACAUCUGGGGGGACAUUAUGUCUGGGUUAGUGAUUGGGAUCAUUUUAGUUCCCCAAGCAAUAGCCUACUCCCUGCUAGCAGGUCUGAAGCCCAUUUACAGCCUUUACACAUCAUUCUUUGCCAACAUAAUUUACUUCCUGAUGGGCACUUCCCGACAUGUGUCAGUUGGCAUUUUCAGCUUAAUAAGCUUAAUGGUAGGACAAGUUGUGGACCGAGAGCUGCUCUUGGCAGGGUUUGACCUGAAUGACGAUGCUCCACCAGCCUUCAGUGACAGCUCUCCAUGGAAGAGAAAUGAUUCUAACAUAACAGCCUUCAAUCUUACCUUUGCGGGGCUGAAUGCGGAGUGUGAGAAAGAGUGCUAUGCUAUCGGAAUUGCUACAGCUUUGACCUUUCUGGCUGGAGUUUACCAAAUCCUGAUGGGAAUCUUUCGUCUUGGCUUUGUAUCUGUAUACCUUUCAGAAUCCAUGCUGGAUGGAUUUGCAACUGGUGCUUCUUUAACAAUCUUAACUGCUCAAGUUAAGUAUCUUAUUGGAAUAAAAAUCCCACGCAGCCAAGGGCUUGGGAUGCUUGUAAUGACCUGGUUUAAUAUUUUUCAAAAUAUUGCUCAGGCUAAUCUCUGUGAUGUAAUAACAAGUACUAUUUGCAUUGUUGUGUUGGUCGCUGCUAAGGAAGUGGGAGAUAGAUACAAACAUAAACUGAAAUUCCCACUUCCGACAGAGUUGGUGAUUAUUGUUGUGGCCACACUGGUUUCACAUUAUGGGAAACUGAAUGAAGUUUAUGGAUCCAGUGUCUCAGGUGCAAUUCCAACUGGAUUCAUUCCUCCCCAGGUGCCAAGUUUCAAUCUAAUGUUUCGAGUUGCUGUAGAUGCUGUGCCUCUUGCUAUAGUUAGCUUUGCAUUCACAGUCUCCUUAUCAGAAAUGUUUGCCAAGAAAUAUGCCUAUACGAUCAGAGCCAAUCAGGAAAUGUUUGCUAUAGCAUUCUGCAACAUUAUUCCAUCUUUUUUCCAUUCCUUUGCAACCAGUGCAGCUCUUGCAAAAACUCUGGUCAAAACUUCUACAGGCUGUGAGACACAGGUAUCAAGCGUUGUUAGUGCCAUGGUAGUGCUGCUGGUCCUGCUGUUCUUAGCACCACUGUUUUAUUCUUUGCAAAAGUGUGUCUUGGCAUGUAUCAUCAUAGUCAGUCUCAGAGGAGCCCUUCGGAAGUUCAAAGACGUGCCACAGCGAUACUACCUGAACAAAGUGGACACUGUAGUCUGGUGUGUGACUAUGCUCUCCUCUGCCCUAAUCAGCACAGAAGUUGGGCUUUUAGUUGGUGUUGCCUUUUCCAUGCUGUCCAUCAUUGGUCGGACUCAGCGGCCGCCUACUGCCCUGCUGAGUCAGAUCCCCAGCACUGUCUUUUAUGAGAAUGAUCAGGAAUAUGAAAAUCUCUCCCCUGUUCCAAAGGUCAAAAUAUUCCGUUUUGAAGCACCACUUUACUAUGCAAACAAAGACUUUUUCGUGAAGUCUCUCUAUAGAAUGACAGGGCUAGAUCCUACACUGGAAGUUGCAAGAAGGAAGAAGCAGGACAAGAGGGAAAAAGAGCAUCUAAAGAAGGAAAACCAAGCUACAAACGUUAAUGGAUUCAGUCAGGCAGAUACAACUUUACACUUGGUCCCUAAACAACUUGAUUUCCAAACCAUCAUCAUAGACUGUUCCUCCUUCUCAUUUUUAGACAUACCUGGUGUCAACACACUGAAGGAAAUAUUGAAAGACUAUGGGGCACUAAACAUCGCUAUUCUUCUGGCUUGCUGCACUCCCUCUGUGAUUGACUCUCUGAAAAGAGGGGGGUAUUUUGAGAAGGAUGAUAGAAACAUGCAUGAAAUGCUGUUCUAUAGCGUACACAGUGCCGUGCAGUUUGCAAGGGACAGAAAGCCUUUGGCAGACAAUUCCACUGUUUAGCCUGAAAGGUCCAUAGUUUCUCCUAUGUUGCUUUCCACAUAAGUGGGACAGUUUAAAGUAAUUCCCAUUAAAAAAAGGCAGACCCUUGACUUGCUGCUCAGGAGCAAUCUGCCUUGUUGACAUUGUCUCAGGAGGAUGUCUGCAGCAUGGUGGACCCAGCACAAGACAGUCCCUGUGAGGCUGCAGAUUACUAAUAAUGGGAUUGAGGACCAGAUGGAAAGAAACAGAAAUGCACUCAAUUACUACCUGCACUAUCACUUUAAAAUACAUAUAUUGUGCUGGAAGGCAGACUGGAAGUUGCUUUUCCCUUGAUCUACAAACUUGUACUCUGGGGCCAGAUCCAGCAUGCCACUUAGGCGCCUAAGUAUUUUACUCUUUAAGUCCUUGAAAAAUCAUCAACACCAGCCUUCAUCUUAACCUUAAAACCAGGUUACAAUAUGUGGCAAGCAGAAAUACAGUCCACACACCCCUGUUCUGAACAAAUAGUUUUACAGAGGUCAGAACAGAGUAGAAAAGGAUUGCCCUUAGAGGUGGGUGCACACAUGCCUCAGGGCUAGUGGUGGGGAAGGGGCUAAGGCUAUGCUUUCACAGUAAGGAUUGGGCCCCUCUUGGCUCCCCAACUGUCCACCCUGGCACGUCGACAUCUUACAAGUUGAGGUGGUUGUUUCUGGCACUGCUCAAAAACGUUGCUGACCUCUGCUCUGGUACAUCAUCCUAUUUAUAGCAACAGAUUUAGCUCAGUUGGUUAGAUCAAGGUUGCAAGUUUGAUCCCUGAUUGUGCCAGAUGAUCUCUUGAAGUCCCUUCCAGCCUUGUCUGUGAGACAUUUUUCCCCAGUUAAGAAGACACUAGAAAACUUUACUAAUAUACUAGUAGCCUCAGGUUAUAUUAUUUAAGAUUGAAGCAAAAACAAAUAUAACUUUACUGGAAUGUGCAUUAAUUGGCUAUAUUAUAUAUUAUGUACCAAAAACAUAACUAGGCAAAAAUAAUCAAAAGACAUUUCAUUAGUCCUGUUAUCAUUAGAAUUAAAUGUACAUCUCUUUCAGAGCUUCCCUGUUCAUCUUGAGAGUGCAUCUAGUGCUUUGUUGAAAGUUAUUUCCAUACCUGAGUCCUUGUUCUAACUAGAGGUAAAAGUAGUGAAAAGGUUGUGAAAAAGGAGUUACAUUACCAUGAACAGCUAACAGACAGCAGAAUUGCAGAACAAAGGAUAGUUUCAUUAGUGUAACCUUUAAAGAUCAUUCAAAAGGAGGAUAAGGUUAUAAACGUUUGUAAAAUGAAGGGUUUAGAGGGAAUCAGGUGUAUAAUGAGCCAGGUUCCUCAGCUGACUCCCUCAUUUCUGCUGCUACCACUGUCAGACAGUUGGUUUUAAACUUUGGAUGGAGCAGGAAUCAAAGUGGUGGGGAGGAGCGGUGGGCAGGCAAGGGGAGACAUUAAACUGCACCACUGUAUCCUGCCCCACUUGGAUCCGACCCUGCAUGGUUGUAUGAAUCAGACACAUCAAAAGGCAUGACGAUUACACUCAGAUUUGCUGUGAGAAAAUGCUUAACAUUAUUAAGAAGAGGGAAGUGCUUAGAUGUCAGUCUCAGCUACACUGGUGCAUCCCCAUCCACUUAAAAUGAGGUGUACUAGUUUAACCAGUCGGACUCUGUGACACUGUGAAACCAUCUGUCACAAAGGUCUUGAGCUUAAAACCUAGCGAUUUGACUACAAUAUUGUGUUCAUAUCAUAUUUGUCAGACUGAGUGCAAUGCAGAGAGGAAUAAACAAGAAUGGAAAAAAAUUGAAGGCAAAAAAUGCAACAAGGAAAUUCUGAAAUCUGGCUUGGAAUGGAAGAGAUGAGCCCAUUCAAAACAGUUACACUGGUAUGAAUGUAGUGUUACAAUGCCACUUAAGUUUUUCUGCCAUGAAGUCUAUUUAACAACAUGAUCCAUUAAAGAGCUGGUUUCCUAUCCCCACUGCUAACCACCAUCAUGCUGCUACCUUGUGUUCUCCCUGCUAGUCACUGGUUUGUCUUAAUGUGCAGGUAUUUAGGCAGCAAGAAUCAGCCCUUUUGCAUGUAUUAGGCAUAGCAUUGAGGUCAGGGCCAUGGUUGCUCCUGCACUGUAUAGUUGUACAGUGCAGCAGGUUACCACUGGGAGUGAAAAGGAGAUCAAGCUAUAAUGACUUAAGGCCUUAGGAUUGGCACCUGAAGAAAAAAAGGUAAGAGAUGGAGCUCUAACCUGUGAAACUAAUCUGGUCUUAAAGAUGGAGCAGAAAUAAGGGAAGUCUUAAAACUAAAGCCCAGAAGACUUGUUAUUACUUAAAGAAGACAGAGUUCUAACUUAAAGUUGGAGGAAAAAGCAGCUGGCCUUUUGGUCUCUUUUUAUUACAUGUGCUGGAAAGGGGUUGUGGAGUCUGGUGGCUCUUUUUAAUGUAAGCUCUCUUCCAUCAUUCUUUCCAUUAAAAGUGCAUCCUAGUAGAUCUGAGUGAAGUAAUUCAGGUGUGAGAGGAAGCACUGCCUUGAAAGAAGCCUACUGACUAGAGAUUUUAGAAGCCAUUUAUAUUUUGAAUUUCCUUACACCAAGUGUUUUUGGGUACUGACUCACAUGCUAGUGUGUUGGGAAAUGUAGAGUACUCACAUGCCAAAAACAACUUCAUCUAUUAUUUUUUUACUGUUCAUAGGUAUAGGGUCUUCUGACUCUGAAGGGGCUGGUGAUGGGAUUUUACUUUCAUGUUGGUUCAGUAUUAGGGCUUAAUAAAUACUUAGAUGAGCUCUUUAAUACCUCUUACACUAGGACUCUUUUCUUGUCUGGCUGGAAUAUAUAUUUUUUCAAGUGUUGUGUUUGGUAUAAAAGUCAUGUAUUUAACCUUACUUAUUCAUAGCUACAGUUCAAAGGAGGGAUAUCUUGUUUCGGGUUCAGGGGAGAGAUGGGUCUGUAUGCCUGGAUAAUGGGUCCAAAUCUCUAUGCAAGUUCUGCCCCUUGGCUACUGAGGGCAUGUGGGUUGGUAACUAACCAUCUGGUCAGAGAAUGACCCCCAUCACUGAGACUACAUAUGUCAUACAGCCUGGAAAUGAAACAAAAUGUAUUAUUUUAUUAUUAAAAAUAAAGUUCGCUGUUUUGUGAA